This is a messenger RNA of Elaeis guineensis (African oil palm), 1461 nucleotides long. The record is from RefSeq and is a predicted model, not a curated record. Lineage: Eukaryota; Viridiplantae; Streptophyta; Magnoliopsida; Arecales; Arecaceae.
AUGAAGCCAUCCAUGCAUGCACUGAUGGCUACUUGCAUGGCAUGGUUGGCGCUCUUCAAUGGCGCCUUUCUUGCUGUUGCUGGUGGCAACUACAACUACAAGGAAGCACUCACAAAGUCAUUGCUGUUUCUUGAGGCCCAGAGGUCAGGGAAGCUCCCGCCAAAUUCCAGGAUCUCUUGGAGAGGGGACUCGGCACUUGAUGAUGGGAAGCUUGCUAAUGUGGACCUUGUUGGGGGGUAUUAUGAUGCAGGUGAUAAUGUUAAGUAUGGGCUACCAAUGGCCUUCACCAUUACAACACUUGCAUGGUCUGCAAUUGCUUAUCAGUCUGAGCUACAAACCACAGGGGAGCUGAAGAAUGUGCAUGCCGCCAUUCGUUGGGGAACAGAUUAUUUCCUCAAAGCUAGCGUCAAGAGCAAUAGCUUGUGGGUUCAGGUUGGGGAUCCGAAUGCGGAUCAUCAGUGUUGGGUGCGACCUGAGAACAUGAAGACACCAAGAACUCUCUACAAGAUUGAUGAAAGUCAGCCAGGGACAGAGAUUGCAUCGGAGAUAGCUGCUGCCAUGGCUGCUUCUUCCAUUGCAUUUAAGGACAAUGACCCCAAGUAUGCUAGUAGUCUCCUUAAUAAAGCCAAGGAGCUCUUUGAAUUUGCGAAGAACCAUAAAGGAACUUAUGAUGGGGAAUGCCCAUUCUACUGCUCCUUUUCUGGUUAUAAUGAUGAGUUGCUGUGGGCUGCUUCAUGGCUGUACAUGGCUACAAAAUUGGAUCAUUACUCGAAAUAUAUCACUCAAGAAGUCAUAACUGCUAGUGUGGCUGAAUUUAGCUGGGAUUUAAAGUAUGCUGGCGCACAAGUUCUUCUCUCAGAUUUAAAUCUCACGGGGGAGAAUGGCGUCGAAAACUACAAAACUCAGGCUGACAACUUCGUUUGUGCAGUCCUCCCAGAGAGUCCACUCCACCAAGUGUACAUUUCUCCAGGGGGGUUGAUUCAUCUCCGGGAUGGAGCAAACACACAAUAUGUCACGGGUGUCGCCUUUUUGUUUGGUAUUUAUAGUGACAUUCUCACAAAGAAUCGUCAAACCGUUUCAUGUGGAACGAAGGUGUUCCAACCCACUCGCCUGAGGGAGUUUGCUAAGCAACAGAUGGACUAUAUCUUGGGUAGCAACCCUAGGGGAAGGUCCUACAUGGUUGGAUUUGGCACCAACCCACCAACGCAGCCCCACCACCGUGGUGCGUCGGUGCCGGUGCUCCCGAGUAACACGCAGGUUGACUGUGCCAUGAGCUUUGCAAAUUGGUACCAGAAGGAUCAGCCCAAUCCUAAUGAGCUCACCGGUGCUAUAGUUGGUGGCCCCGACCGCUACGACGACUUCGACGACAAGCGCUCAGACUCAUCUAAGCUCGAGCCUUGCACCUACAUCAACUCUCUUGCUGUUGGCCCCCUUGCCAAACUUGCCGUGCAUGGAGCUUGA